This is a messenger RNA of Raphanus sativus (radish), 1115 nucleotides long. RefSeq names its product transcription factor MYB56-like. Gene Ontology annotation, biological process: regulation of DNA-templated transcription. NCBI's taxonomy places the organism in Eukaryota, Viridiplantae, Streptophyta, Magnoliopsida, Brassicales, Brassicaceae. Gene Ontology annotation, cellular component: nucleus. The transcript has 3 exons. The coding region runs from base 105 to 1046 and encodes 313 amino acids. Gene Ontology annotation, molecular function: RNA polymerase II cis-regulatory region sequence-specific DNA binding; DNA-binding transcription factor activity, RNA polymerase II-specific. The record is from RefSeq and is a predicted model, not a curated record.
UCUUCCACCAUAUAAACAGUGGAAAACCAUUCAAUUGCUCUCACUCUUUCUCUCAUUCUUGGUUUCUUUUCCUUUAAUCCCUAACCCAGGAAAGAAAGAGAAAAAUGAAUCUAAAACUCAGUGUGAAAGUUCUAACAGGUAACAAAACCAUCAAGCUCUCGAGAAAAUUUGAAGAAGCAAACAACUUCGAAUCUCCACCAAACUCGCACACUAACUUCUCUCUCGCUAGAAACCAUCUUCACAACAAAUCGUACUCAGUCUUGGAGAGGGGUGAAAAUGAAAAUAGUCUGAAAAGGAGGGGCAAUAAUGGAAUGAAGACAAAAUUAUGCUCAAGAGGACACUGGAGACCAACAGAAGAUGCUAAACUCAAGGAGCUUGUUGCUCAGUUUGGUCCACAAAACUGGAACUUGAUUGCUCACCACCUUCUUGGUAGAUCAGGCAAGAGCUGUAGACUGAGAUGGUGUAACCAAUUAGAUCCAAGGAUUAACAAGAACGCCUUCACCGAGGAAGAAGAGUCCAGGCUUUUAACUGCUCAUCGAGCCUAUGGCAACAAGUGGUCUCUAAUCUCACGUCUCUUCCCGGGUCGGACCGAUAACGCCGUCAAGAACCAUUGGCAUGUUGUCAUGGCUCGACGGACUAGAGCAAGUCAACGACAACAGUCUCUUCAUGCACCGUCAGGAAACGCAGAAAUGAAAGCCUCGUCCUCGUGCCGCUAUAAUAAUGGUGGGUUCUUCGGUAGGGUCGGCGAGGGUACUUUGGUCAACGAAGCAGAUGAUGACGAUGGUUCAGCUGUCUCUACUUGUACGACGGAGCUCUCUCUCACUCCACCUUCUUCAACUCACCAGCCGCGCUUCUUGCAUGACGAUUAUACCCUUGCAUCAGGUAAAGAUGGUCAGUGUGCGCAGAGAGCAGAAGUAAAUGGCAUAUGUAGUAAAAAGAUGGACCAUCAAAAUCGCUACACAACCACAAUCAGUGAAAGGGAGGUGGAGAUGAAGAUGAAGAGUGGCUUUUACUUCUUUGAUUUUCUUGGAGUUGGAGUUUCUUAAUUAAUUAUAUGAAGAAUUAGGGUUCGUGAUAAGGGAACUAAUUGUGCAAUAAAGAAAAUGGUUUAGUUU